Morus notabilis is the source of this 1056-nucleotide messenger RNA. RefSeq names its product putative calcium-binding protein CML19. The transcript has a single exon. The coding region runs from base 255 to 677 and encodes 140 amino acids. The record is from RefSeq and is a predicted model, not a curated record. Lineage: Eukaryota; Viridiplantae; Streptophyta; Magnoliopsida; Rosales; Moraceae. Gene Ontology annotation, molecular function: calcium ion binding; enzyme regulator activity.
UUCCUAAUCCUUUUUCCCUCUCUUCUCUUACCUCCAAUUUCCCCACUUCUUAUUACGUUGAUUCCUUGUUGUUGCUGAGGUGUUUUUAUCAAAGCGUUGAGCUCCAUCUCCAGGUGCUUAUUGUUGUAAUUUCAUCCUUUUCCGAACGCAAUUCUCAAUCAUCGCAAAAAUACAACUGCGGUCCGCAAGUGAGCCGACAUUAAUUUUCGCAUUUUUUGAGUAUAAAUUGUGAACCGUAAAGAACGUACAUAUAUAUGGACAAACUCACACAGUACGAGCGCGUUUUCAACCACUUUGACGCCGAUGGCGACGGGAAGAUAUCGCCAUUGGAGCUGCAAACAUGCGUUGGUUCAAUCGGCGGGGAGCUUUCGGAGGCGGAGGCGGAGGCGGCAAUGGACUAUUUGGACUCUGACGGAGACAGAUUAUUGGGUUUGGAUGACUUUGUGAAGUUUUUGGAAGGAGGGAGAGAAGAGGAGAAGGUUAAGGAUUUGAAAGAGGCUUUUAAGAUGUAUGAGAUGGAGGGGUGUGGGUGUAUUACGCCCAAAAGUCUAAAGAGGAUGCUUAGUAGACUUGGUGAGUCCAAGAGUAUUGACGACUGCAAGGUUAUGAUUGCUAGAUUUGAUCUCAAGGGUGAUGGGGUUCUCAAUUUUGAUGAGUUUAUGGUCAUGAUGUCGUGAUAUAUGUACAUAUACACAUCGAUCUUCAUACUGUUUUUUUUUUUUUUAAUUCACUUAUUCUUUUAUUGUCUUAGUCCAUUUAUUAUUAAUUAUUUCUUGUCGUAUUCAUUCUUCUAGAUUAAUCUAGUGCUUUCUAAACGCGCGCGCUAAGGCCUAAGCCUCACCAUGCUCUUAGCUGCCUUAACCUGCCCUUGAUCUAUAUAGGUUUAUGCAGUUUCAACUCCCAGCAGUUUCUUGCUUAGCCAAGAAAACUUUAAACUAGAAAAGCAAUUGGUGCACAUAUAUAUAUAUAUAUAUAUAGUGUAAACAUGUUGCAAAAGAAACAAGUAAAAGAAAUUGGAAGCUAAUUUUCUGAUCACUAACAAAAUUUACGAUCUCA